Messenger RNA from Fimicolochytrium jonesii, 2085 nucleotides. RefSeq lists its product as uncharacterized. The transcript is spliced from 2 exons. The record is from RefSeq and is a predicted model, not a curated record. Gene Ontology annotation, molecular function: phosphatidylinositol binding. The annotation marks the transcript as partial. Lineage: Eukaryota; Fungi; Chytridiomycota; Chytridiomycetes; Spizellomycetales; Powellomycetaceae. Gene Ontology annotation, cellular component: cytoplasm. Gene Ontology annotation, biological process: regulation of GTPase activity; signal transduction.
AUGUCUGGGGACUCACUAGGCAAACGCGGUGAAAACGAGGGGCGGGCGUCCAAGUGCGACGAGAGGAAGUUCCUGGAGUCUCCAGCGGACAUUCGAAUCGCUGUGACGGGUUCCCAGCUCAAACUCAACGAGAAAGGUCGUGAAGUCCUCAGCUUCACACUAACGAUCCGAAACCCCACCAACGAAGAUCUGUGGAAAAUAGAAAAGGCCUACGCGGAUUUCCUGCAACUGGACACAAAGCUCAAAAGCUCUACAACCAAAGCGGUCUCGAGCAAAAUCGGGAAACUCCCCGAUAAAGCACUCUUCACCACACAUUCACCGACCAAAAACGAUCAGCGGAAAGUGCAACUCGAGCUGUACACUCAGAACGUGCUCGAGCUAUGCAGGCAUAGUCCGGAGAUGAUUGCGUUCUUGUCUACGAACGUGCUUGACGCUGCUAAGCAGUCGGCCGGUGAGACGGGCGCAAACGUCUCUGGCACCAUCAAGGAGGGAUACCUGUUCAAGAAGGGGAAGAACUUUGGCGCGUGGAAAUCCCGUUUCUUCGUCUUAAGAUCGGGAGGUGCAUUCGAGUACUUUGAGUCUCAGAAGGACCGCACGAGCUUGUUGGGUGGUAUCAAGCUCAAAUACGUGUUUGUGUCCCGACAAUCGGGCACGGCACCGCUGGAUGGGUUACCGACCAGCGAUGACGGGACAGACACGCAGUCUGGGAAUGACACGGAUUAUCGGCAUGCGUUUAUGUUGACGGAGUACAAGAAGAGCUGCUUUGCACCGGAGGCGAAGGAGAAGGGUGGCGAGCAGUUCUCGGAGAGUAGGGUGAUCAGCCGGCAUAUUCUGUGCGCGGAGAAUGAUGAGGAGAGGGAUGAGUGGGUUCGUCUCAUCGCGAGGGAGAUCAAGUUGGUACGGCCAGACACGACUAGGAACGGACGGAAACCGGUUGACGAACGAGGCGAGGUGGCCGAGCCCUCGCAGCAACAGCAGCCCGGCCCAACGAUCGAAGACCGCGCACAGCCGAUAGAUAUCAAAAUGGCACCCGGACGGGAUGCAAGGGUCCAGGACAUCCAGCAGGAAGAUCCCUUCAGCGCGCCAUCACAGCCCUCUACCGGGUUCGGCCAAUCUCCGGACGAAGCACCGGUCCAAUCCGAGACUCCGGAAGAACAUCCCGUAGCGCCACGACGGACCGCCUCGAUCGCGAUCAUGUCCACCUCGAACGAAGCGCUUUCGUUGGCGCACGCUAUGGGCGGCGGACGCGCGGGAACGACGUCCUCCUCAUCACCGUCCAAAGGACGCACCCGCAAUUUCGUUGACGACAACGAGCGCGUGAUGAUGCAGGCCGAACCUCCACCGCUGCUCUCGCCCGAGGAGAGUCGCGAACGGGGCCAAAGCGCGGCCGUCAACAUCCCGCAGGCGGGCUCCAAAGCUACCGAUAAGAAAAGCAAGCGGAUCACCACGUUCAACUGGGGGAAGAAGAGUAAAGACCAGCUCUCGUCGUCGAAUUCGCGGUCGCAGACUUUGAAUGACCGCGGGCGACGCGUGUUUGGGGUUCCGUUGGAUCAGGCGGUUGCUAUCAGCCGCGUGAGGGAGGACUUGCAGCUGCCUGCUGUGUUGUACAGGUGUAUAGAAUAUCUGGACGCGAAGAAUGCGAAUGAGGAGGAAGGGAUAUAUAGGUUGAGCGGGAGCUCGAGCGUUAUUCAGGGGUUGAAGGCUGCCUUUGACGCUGAGGGCGAUGUGGAUCUCCUAGGCAGCCAGCAAUUCUACGACGUCCACGCAGUCGCCGGCCUCCUUAAACUCUACCUGCGCGAGCUCCCCUCCCCCGUCCUCACAAAAGAACUCCAACGCUCCUUCCUGCACGUCAUGGACCUCGCCGACCGCGAGGAACGCAUCUUCGAGCUGGCUCGACUAGUCGCCCUCCUCCCGAUCCCCAACUACACUCUGCUUAAAAUCCUCAUGGCGCAUCUCGUCCGUGUCGUGCGCCGCGCGGAUAUCAACAAGAUGAAUAUCCGCAACGUCGGGAUCGUGUUCAGUCCGACUGUGGGUGUGCCUGCGGGUGUUUUCACACUGAUGAUGGCGGAAUAUGCGUCGGUGUUU